Debaryomyces fabryi is the source of this 288-nucleotide messenger RNA. RefSeq lists its product as uncharacterized. NCBI's taxonomy places the organism in Eukaryota, Fungi, Ascomycota, Pichiomycetes, Serinales, Debaryomycetaceae. The transcript has a single exon. Bases 1 to 288 code for a protein of 95 amino acids. The record is from RefSeq and is a predicted model, not a curated record.
AUGGCUGAAAGGACGAUAGAGAAUUCAUCAGAUCUAGGUACUUCGAAACCUCAAGAGGAUAUUGAGAAGCAGCAAGAAGCAAUACUCCUUGAGCUAAAGAUGAUUCUAGAAACAGUUAGGAAUAUUGACAGGAAUAUUGUAAAGUCAAUUGAAUUGUUGCAAGACCCUACAUCUACUAACUUGCAUAAAAGCAACAACAACACUCAAAAAGACUUGAAUCACAAUGAUUUAAUAAAGAAGAACAUUGAAGUGAUAUCAGAUAUCCUUAGGAUGUUGGAUAGCCUAUAA